Molecule: messenger RNA, 555 nt
Organism: Hibiscus syriacus
Lineage: Eukaryota; Viridiplantae; Streptophyta; Magnoliopsida; Malvales; Malvaceae
Product: 60S ribosomal protein L35a-1-like
Exons: 5
Coding region: 98-454 (118 amino acids)
Biological process (GO): ribosomal large subunit biogenesis; cytoplasmic translation
Cellular component (GO): cytosolic large ribosomal subunit; ribosome
Molecular function (GO): structural constituent of ribosome
Source: RefSeq, a predicted model, not a curated record
AUCUCCUUACCCCUUAUAAUUAGGGUUUUAGGGUCACCCUUUUGCAGCUACCUUUAUCAGAAUCCAGAGUAAAAGCUUCAGCUCCAAACCGGAAAAGAUGGUGAAGGGACGCCAAGGAGAGCGAGUCAGACUCUAUGUAAGAGGAACCAUCUUGGGUUACAAGAGGUCAAAGUCGAACCAGUACCCGAACACUUCACUUAUCCAGAUCGAGGGGGUCAACACAAAGGAGGAAGUGGCUUGGUAUGCCGGCAAGCGAAUGGCUUAUAUUUACAAGGCCAAGGUGAAGAAGAAUGGCUCACAAUAUCGUUGCAUUUGGGGCAAGGUAGCCAGACCUCAUGGGAACAGUGGUGUUGUUCGUGCUAAGUUCAAGUCCAACCUUCCCCCAAAAUCAUGGGAGAUAGAGUCAGAGUCUUCAUGUACCCCAGCAACAUUUGAGUUGUCUAUAGAUGUUUGACGGCAUGCAGCUGACGACCCAAGUGACUCUUGCAUUUCUCCGGGUUUUACAAAACUGUCAAAAUGUCUGUGUUUUCGAACAGUUGUUUCGUUUCGGUAGAU